Messenger RNA from Thalassophryne amazonica, 546 nucleotides. Its product is annotated as leucine-rich repeat-containing protein 51-like. The record is from RefSeq and is a predicted model, not a curated record. Bases 52 to 546 code for a protein of 164 amino acids. Gene Ontology annotation, molecular function: protein binding. The transcript has 4 exons. NCBI's taxonomy places the organism in Eukaryota, Metazoa, Chordata, Actinopteri, Batrachoidiformes, Batrachoididae.
CAGCUUCAAUUGAACUCACCUGAGACGCCCGUCACGCGCACGCGCACGACCAUGUUCGGCCCUCCUGUGGAUCUGUCGUUCCAAGAGCUCGAAAGCGUAUCAGGUGUGCUGUUGAAGGAGCCCAGGGCCAGCCUGCGGACUUUGCACAAAAACUCCGAGGGGAAAUACCUGAGCCGAGCUUUACGCCUCAAUAACAACAGGCUCUGCUGUCUGAGCGGCCUUCAAUACCUGAUCAACAACCUGCUGGCUGAACCUGUGCAGCUUGGCUGGCUGGACGUGUCCUUCAACCAUCUCACACAAAUAGAACCGGUCUUGUGUGAGUUGCAUGAGCUACGUGUGCUCUACCUUCAUGGCAACAACAUUUACAUUCUGUCAGAGGUGGAUAAACUGGGACACUUGCCGUACCUACACACCAUCACCUUACACGGAAACGCCAUCGAGACCACUAAAAACUACAGGAAACAUGUGAUUUCUACUCUGCCUCAUCUGAAGAAGCUGGACUACAGUCUUGUGACAGAUGAGGAGCGAACACUGUCAAAUAUCUGA